GUUCACACGAUAGAGAGACAUGUUUCGAAUAUGUAACUACAUGCUGAAGUCGAUCGGUUUAUUGUUUUGGUCUCAAAUUGUGGGAGCCAGUUAAAGCAAAGUCAUCUCGAAAAAAACACGUUUAAAGUUUCAUGUACUAUUCAAUCAUAUCUCUCUAAUACUCACGUAAGUUUCAGCCUAAUCGGCAAUUUCAAGCCCAUAUAAUGAAUUCUUCUCGACUUCAUGAAACUCUUUUUUACAUUCCUAGGUUUCGUAGGAUUGUUUCUACAGUGCAGUUGUAUAACGAAACUUUGAAAGACCCAGUGAGCGCUCUGAUUUGGACUUGUGCGCCGCUUCGAAUAAUAGACAGGAUUCCCCUCUUAAUUGCGUGUGCCAACCGCAAAACUGGAAGAACGAGACUCGGACCAAAGCUUCAGACCAAAGAGAAACACGAAGCUACGCUACAAGACGCCCAAAGCGACAAGCGUCAUGGAAAGUCCGAAACGAAAUCGCCCCCGCGAGGACGAUCGCAGUGUUUCCUCGCGCGCGCGGAGAGGGCACGUCGGAAGACCGUCGGAGGAGUGCCGUAUCCUCGGCGAACUGGGGCGAUGUGUGGUCAUCGUCGGGUCACACGGGUCCUCAGGACGUGGUCCAAGAGGACAGGAUCCGCAUCCGCGGCGCUCGCGCUUCGAGGCCGUCGCUGGGCGAGCGCGAGCGGGACGAACCGAGGAGGAUGGUUGUUAGCGGAGGCAGCGAGCAUGCAUUAACAGUACUCCGGACGGGCCGGUGGUUCUCUGGUUCCCUGCUUUCUGCGACGUCCCCUUCUCAGCGGAGAAGGCACCGAUGUGCCCGGCACACACCGGGGAGAAGGAGUCCUUCGCGUGGCCCGGCUCGAUGCACGCGCCUCAGUCCGUCGGGGACCUUCGUCAAAAUUGCAUCCCUCCCGUCUCUGGCGCGUCCUCCAGUUCGGGAGAGUGUCUCGAGUGUUUGCUAAACGCGUCUCGGGUUAACGAGAGGAGAGAGCGACGGCGGAAGAGACUGGCAGAGGCAGAGAGAAAGGAGCGCGAGAGCGAGCGAGAGAAAGAGAGCGCUUAGCGAGAUCAUGUGGAGGGUCCUGAUCGCGGGAUUUUGCACGGUUGCCGCCGCCGUUGCCCAGGAUUACGAGGUCUCGGACAUUCAGUGCAGCGGCGCAGGAUCGGCGGCCGAUCUGCUGACAGCGAAGAUCAAAAGGCCGGUCGGCUUCAGAGGCGCGCCGCUCUUCGCCGACGACAGAUCGGCGAAUCCGCUCGCCGACAUUCACUGCCAGAUCAGGCCGGACCCGAGCGAUCCGCAGGAGGAUAACUACUUCCUGAAGGUGACUGACUUCUCCCGAUGCGGCAUCCUCAAGAGAAAUGGAUUCAUCCACCUGCGGGUGUGGUUCCCGGCCUUCCCCGGCGUGGUGAUGCUGGCCGACCAGGAGCUGAUCCUGAUGUGCCGGCCGCCCGAGCCGACGCUGCUGAGGCACAAGGCUGCCGGCUUCGCCGGCACUUUUCCGCACGGCGCCCGGGUGUCCGGCGUGGUGGAGGAGACGCCGGGCCGGCUCGAGUACGAGGUGGCUCUUUAUCGCGAGGCCACCGGCAACGUGUCUGAUAGCUCGCAGACGGUCGAUCAGGCGGUACCAAUCGGCACGAAGCUGCAGCUGCGCGCCCGCAUCAGCCCGGACAGCGCUUGGGGCUACAUCAAGCUGCUGGAGGUGACGGUCAGCCCUGACCCGGACCAGCCCCAUGCUUCCGGCAGCGUCGUACUCGUAAAGGACGGCUGCAGGAACCGCGACUUUGCGUCCAUCAUCCCGCAUCAGCCGGCGAGGUACCGCGAGCGCAAGAACGAAGUCUUCCUCGACUUCGAGGCCUUCCUGCUCAGCUCGAUGAGGGAGCGCUCCACCCUCUGGAUCCACUCGCAGAUUAAGGCUUGCAUGGAGCCGCAGGACUGUCAACCGGAUUUCUGUCUCGAUCUGUUCGAGCCGUCGGGUCACGGGAAGAAGAGGAAAAGAGCGGUCGAGAUGGAAGCGUCGGGCGAGUUCCUCCCGAAAGUCGAGCGCUUGAUCAAGAGGUACAACGAUUCCACGCCAUACACGAAGUUCAAGGAGAACAUCGAGUACACGGUGAUGAUGCCAGAUGACCUGUACGACAAGGUGGCGGCCGGCCUUGAAGGCAGCUGCGGCAAUUUCCUCUACGUGGCGACAGGAUUGGGCGUUCUCCUCGUGUUAUCGGCCUUCAUCAUGUGCUACUUGGCGUCGCGUCUCCACGGCCUGUCGUCGUCGAUGCAGCAGAACAAGUCCAUCGACGAGCUGGUCAGAGAUCGCAGUAGAAAGUACUGCGACACCACGCCCGGUUAUACCGGCCGUUCGACCGUGCAAUAAAGGGAAGUGCACUUUUGAGAGGCGCGAAAGGACACUCGCGGACGGCGCGGGAGUACCCUUUCGCGAUUACAUCGCGGCGCGAUGCGUAACGUAUUGUAUCAGUUGACGUUACACAUCGCUUGCAUGGACACACUUUUCCUCCAUCGGAACUGGGACGACUGGUUCGGCUUGAGAAUCGGGGAGAUCGCCUCGAAGGGAGGCGAUAUCGCAGUUUACCGCUUGAUCGAGCAGCCGCUUGAUUCUCCAUUUGCAAAACGCGGAACACGUUAACUGAAAACAAGGAAAGAGGACAAGGAUAACGAGACGUAUAUGAUUUUCCGCUGCAGUAUCGUCCGUCCGACACGUUACACGCGCAUCACCGUUACUAAUUUAUCGCCAAGUGAUUCUCCGGGAAAUUCUCCGAAUAAGCGCUCGGACGAGGAGUGCGAACGAGGAAUGCCCACUGUGUCGAAUCGAAAAUGGAAUUCUCGUUGACGUAAGUUACGCCGCCGGCGACGGCGAAAGAGAGAAAUAAUAACCGCUUUUCCGCGAAAUAAUAAUCGAUCGAGCCGAACGAUCAAACGCGUGUGACGAAGCGAAGAUUGGUUGAUUACUCAUGAAGGAAAAAAGAGAAUCUUGCGCGAUCAGAGAUACGCCGAUAAAAUGACGUUCGCUAUUUUGCAAUGUAGAUACGAUAAUUCACAGUUAUGACAUACACGCAUUUACGAGGCUGCACCGCUUAACGCACAUUCUCUCAACAAAAACGUAGGCGCGACAUGAAAAAUCUUGUACGUUUCUCUCUCUCUCUCUCUCUC
Molecule: messenger RNA, 3171 nt
Organism: Harpegnathos saltator (Jerdon's jumping ant)
Lineage: Eukaryota; Metazoa; Arthropoda; Insecta; Hymenoptera; Formicidae
Exons: 7
Coding region: 1082-2377 (431 amino acids)
Source: RefSeq, a predicted model, not a curated record